Molecule: messenger RNA, 324 nt
Organism: Staurois parvus
Lineage: Eukaryota; Metazoa; Chordata; Amphibia; Anura; Ranidae
Source: the annotation of a GenBank genome assembly
CAUUGCAUAUGGCAUCGGGAUGGCGUGGUUCACCAUCAUGAUGUGCUGGUUGGUUUGGUAGACAGCGGUGGGUGUCUGUGCACCGGCUCGGAUGGAGGGCCGAGGGGAGGGGCACAGCCGAGGGGAGGGGCACAGCCGUGGCGAGGGGGAGGGGACGGGCACAGCCGUGGCGAGGGGGAGGGGACGGGCACAGCCGUGGCGAGGGGGAGGGGACGGGCACAGCCGUGGCGAGGGGGAGGGGACGGGCACAGCCGUGGCGAGGGGACGGCACAGCCGUGGCGAGGGGACAGGCACAGCCGUGGCGAGGGGACAGGCACAGCCGUG